AUGGCUCUCGCAGACGCGCAGCCGCCGCGGGGUCGAGUUUCGCCGUCGCCGCCCUCCUCAGGUCUUCCAGCCUCCGCCCCCACCCUCACCCUCACUCCACCAACCCCCAGCCAAUUCACGCAGCGACUCGCUGGUCGGCCGGUCCCCGUGCUGACGUGUAGGAACGGGGGACAGCCAGGCAGUGGGAAAGGAGAGGGCAGUGGGAAAGGAGAGGGCAGUGGGAAAGGAGAGGGCAGUGGGAAAGGAGAGGGCAGUGGGAAAGGAGAGGGCAGUGGGAAAGGAGAGGGCAGUGGGAAAGGAGAGGGCAGUGGGAAAGGAGAGGGCAGUGGGAAAGGAGAGGGCAGUGGGAAAGGAGAGGGCAGUGGGAAAGGAGAGGGCAGUGGGAAAGGAGAGGGCAGUGGGAAAGGAGAGGGCAGUGGGAAAGGAGAGGGCAGUGGGAAAGGAGAGGGCAGUGGGAAAGGAGAGGGCAGCGGGAAAGGAGAGGGCAGCGGGAAAGGAGAGGGCAGCGGGAAAGGAGAGGGCAGUGGGAGGGAGGGGCACAGUGAAGGAAAUGCAACCCGAGAAGGAAGAGUGGGCUGCAGUAAAUCUGUAUCCUCUGUGUGCCAGGCACGAACUCACUGA
This is a messenger RNA of Schistocerca nitens (vagrant locust), 621 nucleotides long. RefSeq lists its product as uncharacterized. Lineage: Eukaryota; Metazoa; Arthropoda; Insecta; Orthoptera; Acrididae. The record is from RefSeq and is a predicted model, not a curated record. Bases 1 to 621 code for a protein of 206 amino acids. The transcript is spliced from 2 exons.